Molecule: messenger RNA, 2676 nt
Organism: Myotis myotis
Lineage: Eukaryota; Metazoa; Chordata; Mammalia; Chiroptera; Vespertilionidae
Gene: DR1
Product: down-regulator of transcription 1
Exons: 3
Coding region: 187-717 (176 amino acids)
Biological process (GO): positive regulation of transcription by RNA polymerase II; chromatin remodeling; RNA polymerase II preinitiation complex assembly
Cellular component (GO): negative cofactor 2 complex
Molecular function (GO): general transcription initiation factor activity; TBP-class protein binding; protein heterodimerization activity
Source: RefSeq, a predicted model, not a curated record
GCCUCACACAGGGUGUUCCUCGCCCUCCGGCGCCAGCCCUGCCCCCUUCGUUUUCUGCGCCCUCUUCGCACAGCGCCCCCGGACCGCUCCGAGGGCGGCCUUUUGAAAAACCUUUGUGGAGGAGCGAGUGGACCAGAGCCGGGGAGCUGUCUGAGGGCGAGGCGGCGCGCGAGCUCGGAAGAGACGAUGGCUUCCUCCUCCGGCAACGAUGACGAUCUGACUAUCCCCAGAGCUGCGAUCAAUAAGAUGAUCAAAGAGACUCUCCCCAAUGUCCGGGUGGCCAACGAUGCCCGGGAGCUGGUGGUGAACUGCUGCACUGAAUUCAUUCACCUGAUCUCUUCGGAAGCCAAUGAGAUUUGCAACAAGUCGGAGAAGAAGACCAUCUCUCCGGAGCAUGUCAUUCAAGCCCUAGAAAGUUUGGGCUUUGGCUCUUAUAUCAGUGAAGUAAAAGAAGUUUUACAAGAAUGCAAGACUGUAGCAUUAAAAAGAAGAAAGGCCAGUUCUCGUUUGGAAAACCUUGGCAUUCCUGAAGAAGAGUUAUUGAGACAACAACAGGAAUUGUUUGCAAAAGCUAGACAGCAACAAGCAGAACUGGCCCAGCAGGAAUGGCUUCAAAUGCAGCAAGCUGCCCAACAAGCGCAGCUUGCUGCUGCCUCAGCCAGUGCAUCUAACCAGGCAGGAUCUUCUCAGGAUGAAGAAGAUGAUGAUGAUAUCUGAAAUUCACCAGCUGAGGUUCUGUUUCCUCUAUAAAUGUUUUCCCUGCACAAGAAAACAGUGAAAGAAAUGCUUAUCUGUAAUUUUGUAUGCAUCUUGGUGGACUUGCCACUGGUACCUAGGGAUGUCUGCUAUUGAUUUUCAUCUAUUGUGUGCUAUUCAUGUGAAAACUGUCUCUUUGAACAAUUGAAAAUUUAAGGUUCAGUAUAAUAUCAAUUUUGAAUUUUUAAUGGUGUUUAUGAGAUUUUAGAUAGCAGUGAGUCCUUUAUUGAUCAAUAAACAGUGUUACAGAAAACUUCAACUUUAUAAAAGUACAGUGAAAUUUAUACAGAAACUCUAAAUCCGUAUUUUCAUUUCCUCUGCCCUUUUAACUAAACUAAAAAUUGGGAAUAUUAAAUUAUUGUGGGAGGGGGUGCUGUGUAAUACAGUAGGCAUUAGACCAGAUUGGUUAAAAAGAACGAGUUCAUUUCUGUAGUAUGUGAUUUUUUUUGUCUUUUAAAAUGAGUAUAUAUACAGGCUAUAUAUGUGUGUGUGUGUGUGUGUGUAUACAACAAUAGUGUUCUGUUGUAUGUAUAGGCCACACAAACACAUAUAUGCUCAGAUAAAUAUACUUAUUUGAAAGAAUUUCAAAACAAGCCAUUCAAAAACUAGGAAAGGGGGGGAGGGGGAUAUGUUCCAUAGUAGUGUAUAAAUUUGGUGGGUCAUGUUUUUUAUUUUGUUUUUGUUUUAUGUAAAGGUAAAACCUAUUGUUUUAUUAUGGCAUAAUUCAUCUUGAGCUACACUAUUACAUUUCAAAGACUGCCCGAUUUUGAGGACUGUCAUGAUUCUUACUAUUUCACUCCAUUAAUUGUCAGUAGUAUUACUUACUUAGUCCAUCCAUGUUUAUUGGAACUUGUGAAACAAUUGCUUAGGUUUUAUUGGUUUAACUGAGGUUAAUGAAUAUUCAAACCUUUGCUGGGGAAAAGGAAAGUUAAUGAGCAUGCUUGCUGUAAAAGAGGGAUUUUUUGUAAUUUAACUUAUAGUUUACUUAUUGUUUGUUUUUCGCAUUACUCUUACAUUUUUUUGACUAGAUGGCCUACAGUGUCCAAUGCUUCCUUUUGAAAUGACAUCAUCUCCAUCAUAGAGUGAUAGCUUUAAAAAUUGAUUUGUUUUGUUUUAAAAAACAUGUCAUAACUAGUCAGCCCUAUAUGAAACAUAAAAUGUAGUUUCAACCUGCUCAUUAAAAGGGAGGAAGCUUUAAUUUGGUUCUCAUAAAUAAAGUAUGGCAGUGAUUUUUAUAGGAAUCCAGUGUGUUGAAGAAAUGGCAUCUUGUUUGUAUUUUGGAAACAAUGGAAAAAGCCACUUAAGAUUGUAUGAGGUAAUCUAAUCUAAAUUCCUUUGUCAGUUGCCAAACUAUUUAAAUUUCUGUAUUCACCAAGCCCAAAGAUAAUUUGCGGCUGUCAGGAUUUCAAUUUUAAUUGGAGAGCUAAAUAAAGUUUACAAGUAUUAGAUUUCUUAAUGAUCAUAUUUUGCACUUUUAGGAAAAGUGAAAUAUUGUUAAACAUUUAUUAAAUACACUUCCCCAUGCCACAAAAAGGUUAAUUUUGCAGAAUGUUUUAAGUUGAAGUUGACAUUGUAUCUAUGAUGUGCUUUGGACAACAUAGAAGGGAUUGUGUGUUUUUUUAAAGUUUAAGUACCAAAGGUAGUCUAGUCUAAGACACAGUAAGUUAAUAAGUGUUGGCUUUUCUAAUUUGUACUGUAACAUCCUUAUACUUGCUAUUUUAAGUGUACCUGUUUCUGAAGUAAACAACUUAGAUAUUUUUCCACACCUUUUUUUUCUGAUGCAGAGUUCAGGUUAAUUAAUAUUUUACUGCAUCUGAUAAUGUAUUAUAUGUUUGAAGCCUAGUGAUUUUGCAUUUGGACAUUCUUGUGAUUUCAUAUGCUGUAUUCUUCAAGCAAUAAAAUUCUGAUGUGUUUUAUAAA